Molecule: messenger RNA, 2741 nt
Organism: Monomorium pharaonis (pharaoh ant)
Lineage: Eukaryota; Metazoa; Arthropoda; Insecta; Hymenoptera; Formicidae
Gene: bwa
Product: alkaline ceramidase
Exons: 4
Coding region: 451-1260 (269 amino acids)
Biological process (GO): ceramide metabolic process
Cellular component (GO): membrane
Molecular function (GO): hydrolase activity, acting on carbon-nitrogen (but not peptide) bonds, in linear amides
Source: RefSeq, a predicted model, not a curated record
AUAAACAGAGGCGAUUCGGCCAGUCAUUGAAAACGUUCAUUGUUGCCAAUUUCGUCGCGGUCGUGCGUCGUGCGUUGUGCGUCGUGCGUCCUGCGCGAGCAUGCGGAGCGUCUAUCCUUCUCCGUUCCGUCUCGCGAAACGGGGCGCGAGGCGCGAGGCGCGAGUAUUUAGCUGGCGAGCAUAGUUCCGCGACUAGUCAGUGCUAGCGAGUCGCUUGAGGUGAUUGAACGCGUGAUGUACUACCGUUAGAACGAGGGAGAACGGAGCACCGGGAGAACGAGAGAGACGCGCACUUUUACUUUCCUUCGCGCGGGUACGGAACUCGGCGGAUAGGAGUGUCCGUACAUAUCCGCUGCACGAUCGGCGAUCCCGCGAGGGAAAAAGUCCCGGAGAGUCCUGGAGUCCCUCUCUCGUACUCCCGAUUCCAGCCGCUUGAGCAGUCUCGCGAUCAUGUGGAAACCCUUCGAGGCUGGCAGCUCGCCCAUCGAUUGGUGCGAACGCAACUACAACAUCUCGCCCAGCAUCGCGGAAUUCAUGAACACGUUGAGCAAUGUAGUCUUCGUGUUGCUUCCACCUGUGCUCAUGCACCUGUUUAGAGACUAUGCACGCUUUGUGAAUCCAGGAAUUCACGUAGUCUGGUUCUUACUGAUGAUAGUUGGACUUACAAGCGCGUAUUUCCAUGCCACUUUAUCCCUGAUAGGUCAACUAUUAGAUGAAUUGUCUAUUUUGUGGGUGUAUAUGGCAGGCUUCUGUAUGUUCUUUCCCAGAAGAUAUUUCCCCAAUGUCGUACAUAACGACAGAAAGCUCUUCUCUAUAUGCGCAACGUUGCCCACUCUAAUCGCCACCGGCUUGGCCUUGAUACAUCCGGCCGUAAAUGCUUUCGCAUUGAUGAGCUUGGGCAUACCGGCGAUUGGAUUCUUGAUCCUAGAACUGAAGAGGACUACCUCGAUAAGGGUGUAUAGACUGGGCUUGCGAUGCGGCGUCAUGUGGAUACUGGCGGUAACCUGCUGGCUGAAUGAUCGUCUGUUCUGCGAUACCUGGCUGAAUUUGAACUUCCCGUAUCUCCACGCGUUGUGGCAUUUGUUCAUCUUUAUAGCAAGCUACACCGCGGCGGUGCUGUUUGCAUAUUUCGCUGUGCAAGAUGAGAAACCGCAACAGUUACCAGUGCUCAGGUAUUGGCCUAGGGAUGAUUUUGAGCUCGGUAUACCGUAUGUAACUAUUAGAAGUUACACGAGUGCUGGCUACAAUAUGAAUAUAUAGCUCUCGUAAUAGUUAUUUGUGAUCAUUAAUAUAAUCGUAAAUACAUUAUUUAUUACGACUAUAUCUAUAUAGUCGCCGGAAAGAGCAAUUUUACUAUAAUUAAAAAUUUAAUACAGGUCAGAAGAAAAAUUUAUGUUGAACGAUUAAAAUAAUUAUGUAGAAUAUCUUGAGAUAUUACUGUAAACUGUUUUGAUAUUUCAUUUUUACAACAUAAUUAUUUUUAGAUCUGUAUUUCAGCAAAAUUAUUUUUUCCAUGGCAGUAUUUGGAUUUUAUGCAAUAUUCAGCGUUUAACUUUAAAAUAUGCAGAUGUAUGAUGUGAUGUGGAUGUUGCGUCAUUUAUAUAGAUAUUAAUUAUAUCAUAUAUCUUAACUCGUUUUAAAGAACUGAUAAAGAACUGAAUGAUAAAGUUAUUAAAGAGAAUUAAAUUGUAUAUUUUAACCAAAUGAAAAAAUACAUAAGUGGCACUGAAUACUUAACAUAAAGAUGUGAUAAUUUCGGAAAUCACUAAAUGAGCAUAUGUAAUAUUUGAUUUGAGAUAUUUUAAUUUAUCACUAAAUAUUUAUCUAUUUAAUAUAGAAUUAAAAAUGUAAAUGACUAACGGAUAAAUUACAUGACUCAUGGGUAAUCUAAUAUUUCUACUUGACAAUUAACUUUCUUUCGAUUUACUUUUCUUUUCCUUCCUAAUACAUUAGUAUUUAAAAUGUGAAAAAAAAAAAUUAAAUUUAAAUUUAAAACAGAUCUUGCAAAAAGGGGGGUAUAUAAUUAGGUUUAUAAUAAAUAUUUUUAUUUUGUUAUAGACGAUGUAAUAAUAAGUUAUGUACAUAAUCGAAAGCAGUGUAUAGAUAAAAACGAAAUGAUUAAUUCCUCAUGCGAAUAGAGAUUAUAAAAAAUCGCAAAUAUUUAUAAUAUGAUUACACAUGUACAUUAGCGAAUUAAAAAUUAUUUAUAAAAUGAUUAUAUUGUGAUAUGUGUACUCUUGUUAACUUUUUUACAAAGAACUAUUUUAUAAAUGUAUUUUAAUGAAUCGUUACUAAGAAUCAUACGCGUGCGUGUGUACUUUAUAUUUUAAGUACCGGAAAUUCACAAAGACAUAGCAUAGAGGUAUAAUUAUUAGCAUCCUACUAAAACCAAUUAAUUUUAAUUAGGGUAGAAUCUCAAGAUUCUAAUAAAUGUUUUAGAUGAGACUAUAUAUGUAUGUGCAAUAAGGAAAAAGAUAUUACGGGUGAAUCAUUUAAUUCUUUGCCAUAUCAUAGCUAUAUCUUUGUACUAUAGCUUUGUACUAGAUUGUAACUAUAGCUCUGAUUUAAUGAAAAUGGCGACUGGAAUAUUAAAUUUUCUAUAUUACUCACAUGUAAUGCAUAAUUUGUAUAUAUUAUUUUCGAUUGUUUUAAUAUAAAAUAUACAAUUAUUAAUAUAAAAUUAUAUUUUACAAUUAUACAAUCAUGUAAUUGUAUACAUUGUUAUACAAAUGUAAUAAAAA